Molecule: messenger RNA, 5550 nt
Organism: Colletotrichum aenigma
Lineage: Eukaryota; Fungi; Ascomycota; Sordariomycetes; Glomerellales; Glomerellaceae
Gene: FAS2
Product: Fatty acid synthase subunit alpha
Exons: 4
Coding region: 1-5550 (1849 amino acids)
Biological process (GO): long-chain fatty acid biosynthetic process
Cellular component (GO): fatty acid synthase complex
Molecular function (GO): 3-oxoacyl-[acyl-carrier-protein] synthase activity; magnesium ion binding; holo-[acyl-carrier-protein] synthase activity
Source: RefSeq, a predicted model, not a curated record
AUGCGUCCCGAAGUCGAGCAAGAGCUUGCCCACACGCUCCUUGUCGAGCUCCUUGCUUACCAGUUCGCCUCUCCCGUCAGGUGGAUUGAGACCCAAGAUGUUUUCCUCGCCGAGAAGACCGCCGAGAGGGUGGUCGAAAUCGGUCCCGCUGACACCCUCGGUGUGAUGGCCAAGCGCACCCUCGCCUCAAAGUACGAAGCUUACGAUGCCGCCAAGUCCGUCCAGCGUCAGAUCCUGUGCUACAACAAGGACGCAAAGGAGAUUUACUACGAGGCCGACCCCAUUGAGGAGGAACCCGAGCCGGCUGCGGCCUCUUCUAGCGCUGCCGCCGCUGCUCCCGCCGCCUCGGCUCCCGCUGCUGCUGCUGCCCCUGCCGCCGCCGCUCCUGCGCCUAGCGCUGGCCCGGCCGCUGCAGUUGCUGAUGCGCCUGUCCAGGCCAUCGACAUUCUGCGAUCUUUGAUCGCUCAGAAGCUCAAGAAGCCCCUCGCUGAGGUGCCUUUGAGCAAGGCCAUCAAGGACCUUGUUGGUGGCAAGUCCACCCUCCAGAACGAAAUUCUCGGUGACCUUGGCAAGGAAUUCGGCUCGACCCCCGAGAAGCCUGAAGAUACCCCUCUUGACGAGCUUGGUGCCUCGAUGCAGGCCACGUUCGACGGCCAGCUCGGCAAGCAGUCCCAGGCUCUUAUUGCCCGCCUGAUCUCCUCUAAGAUGCCUGGUGGCUUCAACAUCACCGCUGCGAGAAAAUACCUCGAGACGAGAUGGGGAUUGGGCUCUGGCAGACAGGAUGGCACCCUGCUGCUGGCUAUCACGAUGGAGCCCGCUGCUCGUCUCGGUUCCGAGGCUGACGCCAAGGCUUUCCUCGACGAUGUCACCAACAAGUACGCCACCAGCGCCGGCAUCAGCCUGACCACUACUACCGCUGCUGGCCCCGCCGGCGGCUCUGGUGGUGGCAUGAUGAUGGACCCCCGCUGCCAUCGACGCCCUCACCAAGGACCAGCAUACCUCAAGCUGGAUCUCCGUGCAGGUGACAAGGCCUACAUCAACUCCCAGGAGUCUGAGAAGCUCCUCCAGGCCCAGCUGGACCUUUGGACUGCUGAGCACGGCGAGUUCUACGCCGCUGGUAUUGCCCCCGUCUUCAGCUCCCUCAAGGCUCGUUCCUACGACUCUUCCUGGAACUGGGCGCGCCAGGAUGCUCUCAACAUGUACUUCGACAUCAUCUUCGGCCGCCUCAAGGCUGUUGACCGUGAGAUUGUCAGCCAGUGCCUGCGCAUCAUGAACCGCGCCAACCCCACUCUUAUUGAGUUCAUGCAGUACCACAUUGACAACUGCCCCGCCGAGCGUGGUGAGACCUACAAGCUCGCCAAGGAGCUCGGUGAGCAGCUCAUUGAGAACUGCAAGGAGGUCCUCCACGCCAACCCCGUCUACAAGGACGUUGCCGUCCCCACUGGACCCCAGACCACUGUUGACGCCCGCGGCAACCUCAACUACCAGGAGGUCCCGCGCGCCAGCUGCCGCAAGCUGGAGCACUACGUCCAGCAGAUGGCUGAGGGUGGCAAGAUCUCCGAGUACGGCAACCGCACCAAGGUCCAGAACGAUCUCCGCCGCAUCUACAAGCUCAUCAAGGAGCAGCACAAGGUUUCCAAGUCAUCUCAGCUCGAGAUCAAGAACCUCUACGGCGAUGUCCUGCGGUCUUUGGCGAUGAACGAGAACCAGAUCAUUCCCGAUGAGAGCAGCCCCUCCAAGAAGGACAAGCCUGCUACCGGCCCCAAGGGCAAGGUUGAGACCAUUCCUUUCUUGCACCUCAAGCGCAAGAGCCUUCACGGCUGGGACUACAGCAAGAAGCUCACCGGCCACUACCUCCAGUCCCUUGAGGAGGCUGCCAAGGACGGUGUCAGCUUCGCUGGCAAGCACGCUCUCAUGACCGGUGCCGGAGCCGGCUCCAUCGGUGCUGAGGUCCUCCAGGGUCUCAUCAGCGGUGGUGCCAAGGUUGUCGUCACUACCUCCCGCUUCUCCCGUGAGGUCACCGAGUACUACCAGUCCAUGUACACUCGCUUCGGUGCCCGUGGCUCCCAGCUUGUCGUUGUUCCCUUCAACCAAGGCUCCAAGCAGGACUGCGAGGCUCUCAUUGAGUACAUCUACGACACCAAGAACGGCCUUGGCUGGGAUCUGGACUUCAUUGUCCCCUUCGCUGCCAUUCCCGAGAACGGUCGCCAGAUCGACACCAUUGACUCCCGCUCUGAGCUUGCUCACCGCAUCAUGUUGACCAACCUCCUCCGCAUCCUCGGUAGCGUCAAGACCCAGAAGUCUGAGCGUGGCUACGAGACUCGCCCCGCCCAGGUUGUCCUUCCUCUUUCCCCCAACCACGGUACCUUCGGUAACGAUGGUCUCUACUCCGAGUCUAAGCUUGCCCUGGAGACCCUGUUCAACAGAUGGCACUCCGAGGACUGGGGCCACUACCUCACCAUCUGCGGUGCCGUCAUCGGCUGGACCCGUGGUACUGGUCUCAUGAGCGCGAACAACGUCGUCGCUGAGGGUGUCGAAGCUUUCGGCGUCCGCACCUUCUCCCAGCAGGAGAUGGCCUUCAACCUGCUCGGCCUCAUGUCGCCUGCCAUUGUCGACCUUUGCCAGAGCGAGCCCGUCUUCGCUGACCUGAACGGCGGUCUUCAGUUCAUCCCUGACCUCAACCAGACCAUGUCUAAGCUCCGCAAGGACAUCAUGGACACCAGCGAGGUCCGCCGCGCCGUUACCAAGGAGAACUCUAUCGAGGACAAGGUCGUCAACGGCCCCAACUCCGAGGCUCUGUACAAGAAGAAGACUAUCGAGCCCCGUGCCAACAUCAAGUUCGACUUCCCCACCCUUCCCGACUGGGACGACGAGAUCGCCCCUCUCAACGACCGCCUCAAGGGUAUGGUCGACCUCGAGAAGGUUGUCGUCGUUACUGGUUUCGCUGAAGUCGGUCCUUGGGGUAACUCUCGCACCCGUUGGGAGAUGGAGGCUCACGGCGAGUUCUCUCUUGAGGGAUGCAUUGAGAUGGCCUGGAUCAUGGGCCUGAUCAAGAACCACAACGGCCCCAUCAAGGGCAAGCCUGCUCCUUACUCCGGCUGGGUUGACGCCAAGACUGGCGAGCCCGUCGACGACAAGGACAUCAAGCAGAAGUACGAGAAGUUCAUUCUGGAGCACUCUGGUAUCCGUCUGAUCGAGCCUGAGCUGUUCGGCGGCUACGACCCCAACCAGAAGGAGCUCCUCCACGAGGUUGUCAUCGAGGAGGACCUCGAGCCCUUCGAGGCCUCCAAGGAGACCGCCGAGGAGUUCAAGCGCCAGCACGGUGACAAGGUUGAGAUCUUUGAGAUCCCCGAGUCCGGCGAGUACACUGUUCGCAUGCGCAAGGGUGCCGCUCUCUGGAUCCCCAAGGCACUCCGCUUCGACAGACUCGUUGCCGGCCAGAUCCCCACUGGUUGGGACGCCAAGAGAUACGGUAUCCCCGAGGACAUUGUCUCUCAGGUCGAUCCCGUCACCCUCUUCGUCCUCGUCUCCGUUGCCGAGACUCUCCUGUCCGCCGGUAUCACCGACCCGUACGAGUUCUACAAGUACGUCCACGUCUCCGAGGUCGGUAACUGCAUCGGUUCCGGUAUGGGUGGUGCUGGCGCUCUCCGCGGCAUGCACAGAGACCGCUUCCUGGACAAGCCCGUCCAGAACGACAUUCUCCAGGAGUCUUUCAUCAACACCAUGGCCGCCUGGGUUAACAUGUUGUUGAUCUCUUCCUCCGGUCCCAUCAAGACCCCUGUCGGUGCUUGCGCCACUGCCGUCGAGUCCGUCGACAUUGGUUACGAGACCAUUAUGGAGGGUAAGGCUCGCGUCGUAUUCGUCGGUGGGUUCGAUGACUUCGGUGAGGAGGGCUCUUACGAGUUCGCCAACAUGAAGGCCACUAGCAACGCCGUCGACGAGCUUGCUCACGGCCGCACCCCGGCCGAGAUGUCUCGUCCCACCACCACCACCCGUAACGGCUUCAUGGAGUCCCAGGGUUGCGGUGUCCAGCUGCUCAUGACUGCCAAGCUUGCCCUUGACAUGGGCAUGCCUAUCCACGGUAUCCUGGCUCUGACUACCACCGCCACCGACAAGAUUGGCCGCUCCGUCCCUGCUCCUGGCCAGGGUGUCCUCACGACUGCCCGUGAGCACGCCGGCAAGUUCCCUUCGCCUCUGCUCGACAUUAACUACCGCCGCCGCCAGAUCACCCUUCGCAAGAAGCAGAUCAAGCAGUGGCAGGAGUCUGAGCUCGAGUACCUCUACGACGAGGUUGAGGCUAUGAAGGCCCAGGGCUCCGAGUUCAACGAGAAGGAGUACGCCCACAACCGUGCCGAGCACAUCAAGAAGGAGGCCGACCGUCAAGAGAAGGAGGUCCUCCGCAGCCUGGGCAACAACUUCUGGAAGAACAACCCCGAGAUCGCUCCUCUGCGCGGUGCCCUCGCCACCUGGGGUCUUACUAUCGACGACCUUGCCGUCGCUUCCUUCCACGGAACCUCGACCAAGGCCAACGACAAGAACGAGUCUUCAGUCAUCUGCCAGCAGCUCAAGCACCUUGGCCGCAAGAAGGGUAACGCCGUCAUGGGUAUCUUCCAGAAGUACCUCACCGGUCACCCCAAGGGUGCUGCUGGUGCAUGGAUGAUGAACGGCUGCUUGCAGGUUCUCAACACUGGCUUGGUCCCGGGUAACCGCAACGCCGACAACGUCGACCCCGUCAUGGAGCAGUUCGACAUGAUCGUUUACCCCAGCCACAGCAUUCAGACCGACGGUAUCAAGGCCUUCUCUGUCACCUCUUUCGGUUUCGGACAGAAGGGUGCCCAGGCUAUCGGUGUUCACCCCAAGUACCUCUUCGCUACCCUUGACGAGAAGACGUACGACGAGUACUCCGCCAAGGUCCAGGCCCGUCAGAAGAAGGCCUACCGCUUCUUCCACAACGGCCUCAUCAACAACACUCUGUUCGUCGCCAAGUCCAACGCCCCGUACACGGACGAGCAGCUCAGCAAGGUCUUGCUCAACCCCGACGCUCGCGUCACUGAGGACAAGAAGACCUCUACCAUCUCUUACCCCUCCAACUUCAUGAAGGCUUCUGAGAAGACCGUGUCACCCACGGCUUCCAAGGCCACUCAGGACAUGAUGGAGGCCCUGGCCAAGAAGGUGGCGUCCAAGAGCAGCAACGUCGGCGUUGACGUUGAGGACAUCACUGCCAUCAACAUCGAGAACGAGACGUUCAUCGAGCGCAACUUCACUGCGGGAGAGAUCCAGUACUGCCAAUCGGCACCCAGCCCCCAGAGCUCAUUCGCCGGCCGGUGGAGUGCGAAGGAGGCCGUCUUCAAGUCUCUUGGUGUCUCCAGCAAGGGUGCCGGUGCGCCGUUGAAGGACAUUGAGAUUGCGAAGGACGAGUCGGGUGCCCCGGUUGUCAAGCUUCACGGUGAUGCCGCUGCUGCCGCCAAGAAGGUCGGUAUGAAGGACAUUAGCGUCUCCAUUUCACACUCGGAGUCGCAAGCGAUUGCUGUCGCCGUCGCAAACUUUUAA